AUGAAGUUCCUCCCAGUCGUGUCUUUCCUACUCGGAACCGCUCUCGCCCAGGGCCCCAACAGCGGCGGCAGCAGCAGCAGCAGUGCCGGCACCGGCGCACUCUGCCCCGCCGGAUUGUAUGGCCAGCCCCAAUGCUGUGGCAGCGACGUCCUCGGGCUUCUGGACCUCAACUGCACGACCCCAAACCCUGCGCCAUCCGAUCAGACGGACUUCAAAGAUAUCUGCUCGAAGGCGGGCAAAUCCGCAAAAUGCUGCGUACUUCCGAUUGCUAGUCAGGAUGUACUGUGUCAGGAUGCUUAA
Aspergillus japonicus CBS 114.51 is the source of this 300-nucleotide messenger RNA. RefSeq lists its product as uncharacterized. The record is from RefSeq and is a predicted model, not a curated record. The coding region runs from base 1 to 300 and encodes 99 amino acids. Gene Ontology annotation, cellular component: extracellular region. The transcript is spliced from 2 exons. Lineage: Eukaryota; Fungi; Ascomycota; Eurotiomycetes; Eurotiales; Aspergillaceae.